Molecule: messenger RNA, 1664 nt
Organism: Paramisgurnus dabryanus
Lineage: Eukaryota; Metazoa; Chordata; Actinopteri; Cypriniformes; Cobitidae
Gene: vps72a
Product: vacuolar protein sorting 72 homolog a
Cellular component (GO): nucleus
Source: RefSeq, a predicted model, not a curated record
UCAGUAUUGAGCUGUUACCGGAAGUGAGUGUUUCGUGUUUAUUGUCUGCUCUUCGCCGUGUAGCUUUACUUCUUUAACAUCAUUUUCAUUCAUAAACACGUGUAUGUAAUAAACUAUUAUUAUAUAAUAAUUUCUUGACUUAUAACGAAGUUCUUCUGUGGACUUUUUAUAUCCGUGGUGGAUGAGAGACGCGUCUUUUCAUCAUCACCCGCAUGGAAUAGAGGCUUUCGUCUAGAAAUGAAAUAUUAAACAGUCAUAUAAAAAGAAAGGUGUGUAGAAAGUAAAGUUUUAAGUGUAAAAAUGAGUUUGGCGAACAGCAGAGAACAACGCUGCACUGCAGGAAACCGCAUGUCCAAACUCCUGGACGCCGAAGAAGAAGAUGAGUUUUACAAGACUACAUACGGAGGAUUCAAUGAUGAGUCUGGUGAUGAUGAGUACAGAGGAGAUCAUUCAGAUACUGAAGAUGAGGUGGACAGUGAUUUUGACAUUGAUGAAGGAGAUGAACCAGACAGCGAUCAGGAGGAUGACGCUCCACGCAGAAAGAGUCGUGUGGUCACCAAAGCUUACAAGGAACCUCUGAAGAUCUCCAAACCCAAAGUGAAGCGAGCGUCUGAAGAACUAAAGGCUGAACGACCCAAAACAGAGAGACGCGCCAUUCAAGAGCUGCAGGAGUUUGGGGAGAUGCGCAAGUCGGUCCGUAAAUCCACGAGCGAGCACACGCGUAAGACCAACCAGCGGUUACAGGAGCGCCAGCAGGAGGCGCCGCGGAAGAGGAAAGGAACCCUGAGCGAACACGUGCUGACGCAAGAAGAACUACUGGCUGAAGCCAAACUCACCGCAGAGAUUAACCUCCGAUCACUGGAGAAUUAUGAGCGCUUGGAGGCUGAUAAAAAGAAGCAGGUUCUGAAGAAGAGAAAGUUUGAAGGUCCAACUAUUCGCUAUCAUUCAGUGCUGAUGCCUCAUUUGCCGGACGCACAGACCAAAGAAGAAAAUGUGGACGUGGAGGGAUUGGACCAGGACACGCCCCAACCCACGCCUACCUCUUCUUCUUCUACGCAGGGGGCGGGGUCUUUGUGCUCACGCACUUAUAUCACUUUCAGUGAUGAUGAUGCGUUUAACUCCGCCUUCCCUGUGUCAGCUAGCAUCAGCCCGCCCCUCCCCGUUCAGGAGGUGUGUCCCGUUACACAUAAGCCCGCGCUGUAUCGGGAUCCUGUAACGGACAUCCCGUACGCCAACGCUAGGGCGUUCCGCAUCGUACGUGAGGCUUAUCAGAAAUAUAUCGCGGCUCACGGCUUCCCGAACGCUUCCGGAAACUUCGCUGGAAACAACGAUGGCGAUUUGACGUCAGCGACCGCCACAAAGAGCGUCCGCCCAAAAGUCACCAUCAAACAGGGUGUCAUGACCACCUAGACACAAUUACCUGAAUUGUGAUUAUUUAUCUCUAGAGCGGUCGUCUGGUGGUCUCCUCAGGUCUAUAAUCUACGUUUAGCUGUGAUGUCUGAAUGGGAUUUUCCAUCCCAGGUGCUGCUGAUGUGUUAUUUGAGGACUCACAACACUCUUCACCAGCAUUAGCUCAACUGUUUCAAUGAUUUCUUGUUUGAUUUUUACUCUGGUUUAUAGUUUUCAGUCAAAACCGACUGAAACAAUAAAAACACAUUUCUAGA